Molecule: messenger RNA, 3807 nt
Organism: Hevea brasiliensis (rubber tree)
Lineage: Eukaryota; Viridiplantae; Streptophyta; Magnoliopsida; Malpighiales; Euphorbiaceae
Product: probable LRR receptor-like serine/threonine-protein kinase IRK
Exons: 2
Coding region: 653-3553 (966 amino acids)
Biological process (GO): protein phosphorylation
Cellular component (GO): plasma membrane
Molecular function (GO): protein binding; ATP binding; protein kinase activity
Source: RefSeq, a predicted model, not a curated record
ACUUCUUUUAUUACAGCUCUGUCCCCUCACUCUCCUUCUCUCUCUCUCUCUCUGUCUCUCUCAGUAUCUGAUAUCCUAAACUUGCUCAUACUUACCGGCGACUCUCACCGGAAACCUAACUUCUUUCACCGGACUUCAGCCAACCAUUUCAGUUUCCAACAGGGCUUGAAAUGCCAUGGUGUUGGAUCUUAAUUUAUAAGUCUCAGAUCGAGGCUUGUUUUUCAAGUUCUUUAAACCACCCAAAAGGCCAAAACUUUGUUUCUGCAGAAAUUUCUGGGGUUUUCACACUUCCCUCUUAUUGAGAAAACCAUAAACCUUCUUGCUCAUUCUAUCACUUGAGCUUCAUUUUGGUGUCUCAUUCAUUUAGCUAAGUGUAAAAGUUGUCUUUUUGGUGUAUUUUUAGUCCCUUCUUUGUCUCUUCUUGAUGUAUCUCUGGUCCAAAUCUAGCAGCUAAAAAGAAAAAGGAGAACCCUUUUUGACAUUUUCCAUUUUUGCUUUGAAAUUAUUGGUAGAGUAGUAGUGAGUAUAGCUUUUGAACCCAACAAUCAAUCGUUUUUAGCUUCUAUUGUUCUUCUUCAUUUUUUUUUACUUAUUUUUAGCUAAACUUCAAUGGGUUUGAAGUGAUUCUUUGGCUUCCUUGUUAAAGCAUAAAAUGAAGCUUACAAUGGUGAACAAAAAGGAGCUCUUAAUAAGCUUAUUAACUUUUCUGGUUUUUGUUUCACAGUGUGUGGGAUCUCUAAACCCGUCGCUUAAUGACGAUGUGUUGGGUCUAAUUGUGUUCAAAGCAGACCUUCAAGAUCCAAAGGCAAAGCUUUCGUCUUGGAACCAAGAUGAUGAUACUCCCUGCAACUGGGUCGCAGUCAAAUGCAACCCGAGAUCCAACAGGGUUACCGAGCUCACUCUCGACGGCUUCUCUCUUUCGGGUCGGAUUGGACGUGGCCUCUUACAGCUUCAGUUCCUCCACAAGCUCUCAUUAGCAAGAAACAACCUCACUGGCAGCAUUGGCCCCAGUCUUGCUCGCCUUGAAAACCUUAGAAUCAUUGAUUUGAGCGAGAACAGUUUUUCUGGGUCGAUCCCAGAUGACUUUUUAAAGCAAUGUGGGUCUCUAAGAUCAAUUUCUUUGGCCAAGAACAAGUUUUCAGGGAAGAUUCCAGGUUCUUUGAGUUCAUGUGCUACUCUUGCAUCUAUAAAUUUGAGUUCGAAUCAGUUUUCAGGGUCUUUACCUGCCGGGAUUUGGGAUUUGAGUGGGCUCAGGUCGCUUGAUUUGUCUGAUAAUUUGUUAGAAGGUGAGAUUCCUAAAGGGAUUGAAGUUAUGAACAAUUUGAGAGCUAUUAACUUGAGUAAAAAUCAGUUUACUGGGGAGUUUCCUGGAGGGAUAGGAAGCUGCUCGUUAUUGAGGUCUAUUGAUUUAAGUGAUAAUUCGAUUUCUGGGUACCUUCCAGAGACAAUGCAGAAGCUUAGCUUGUGUAAUUAUCUGAGCUUGAGGAACAACCUGUUAGCUGGUGAAUUUCCAAGCUGGAUUGGAGAAAUGAAAGGCCUUGAGACUUUAGAUCUUUCUGGGAAUAGAUUCUCUGGUCAGGUUCCAAAUUCAAUCGGGAAUCUUCAGUCACUUGCGGUAUUGAAUUUAUCUGGUAAUGGUUUAAGUGGGAACUUGCCAGAAUCUAUGGCCAAUUGUGGAAACCUUUUGGCUUUAGAUUUCAGCAGGAAUUCAAUGAGUGGUGACCUUCCUGCAUGGAUUUUUGGCUUGGGUUCGGAGAAAGUUAUUCAUUCGGGGAAUAAGCUUGGGCGUUUGAACUCACUUCCAAAGCUUCAAGUUUUAGAUUUAUCAGCUAACAAGUUCUCUGGAAAAUUUUCAUCCUCUAUUGAGGUUUUGAGCAGCUUGCAGUUCUUGAAUCUAUCAGUGAACUCUCUUGUGGGUCCUAUUCCAGGGACCAUUGGAGAGUUGAAGGAAUUAUAUAUUCUUGAUUUGAGUGAGAAUAGGCUAAAUGGGAGCAUUCCUCUGGAAUUUGGAGGAGCCUUUUCUUUGAAGGAACUGAGGCUGGAGAGGAACUUACUGACAGGGAAAAUUCCUAGCUCGAUUGGGAACUGUUCUUCACUAACAACUUUGAUCCUAUCUCAAAACAACUUGACUGGACCAAUACCUGCCGCAAUAGCAAAACUUACAAGCCUACAAGAUGUUGACUUGUCUUUUAACAGCCUCACUGGUGGCUUACCCAAGCAGUUGGCUAAUCUUCCGAACCUCUCCUCCUUCAACAUUUCCCAUAACCAGUUGCAAGGUGAACUACCUGCUGGUGGUUUCUUCAACACCAUAUCACCUUUUUCUGUCAUUGGCAAUCCAUCCCUCUGUGGUGCUGCGGUCAACAAGUCUUGCCCUGCAGUCCUUCCCAAACCCAUUGUUCUCAAUCCGAACUCUUCUUCUGACUCUGCUCCUGACGUGCUUCCUGAAAACCUUGGUCACAAAAGAAUCAUCCUAAGCAUAUCUGCUCUUAUUGCCAUUGGUGCAGCUGCUGUCAUUGUUGUUGGAGUUAUUGCUAUCACUGUGCUCAACCUCCGUGUUCGCUCAACGUCACGAUCUGCAGCUGCCCAGACAUUAUCUGCAGGUGAUGACUUUAGCCAUUCCCCCACCACUGAUGCUAAUUCUGGCAAGCUCGUCAUGUUCUCAGGUGAUCCCAACUUCAGCACAGGAGCGCAUGCUCUGCUUAACAAGGAUUGUGAACUUGGACGUGGUGGGUUCGGAGCAGUCUAUCGGACUGUUCUUCAAGAUGGGCAUCCAGUGGCCAUCAAGAAGCUCACUGUCUCAAGUCUUGUCAAGUCCCAAGAAGAUUUUGAGAGGGAGGUUAAGAAAUUGGGAAAAGUUAGGCACCAAAAUCUUGUGGCACUUGAAGGUUAUUACUGGACACCAUCCUUACAGCUUUUGAUAUAUGAAUUUGUCUCUGGAGGGAGUUUGUACAAGCAUCUCCAUGAGGGAUCAGUUGGAAAUUUUCUUUCAUGGAACGAGAGGUUCAAUAUAAUUCUUGGGACAGCGAAAAGCCUGGCUCAUUUGCACCAAUCAAACAUCAUCCACUACAAUAUAAAAUCAAGUAAUGUCCUUAUUGACAGUUCGGGUGAACCAAAAGUGGGAGAUUUUGGCUUGGCAAGAUUGUUACCAAUGCUAGACCGCUAUGUUUUAAGCAGUAAGAUUCAGAGUGCUCUAGGGUACAUGGCACCUGAGUUUGCAUGCAGAACAGUAAAGAUAACUGAGAAAUGUGAUGUUUAUGGGUUUGGGGUUUUGGUACUGGAGGUUGUUACUGGCAAGAGGCCUGUUGAGUACAUGGAAGAUGAUGUGGUGGUGCUUUGUGACAUGGUCAGAGGAGCACUGGAGGAAGGAAGGAUAGAAGAAUGUGUUGAUGAAAGGCUCCAAGGGAAUUUCCCAGCUGAUGAGGCAGUUCCAGUAAUGAAAUUGGGAUUGAUUUGCACUUCACAAGUGCCAUCAAACAGGCCAGAUAUGGGAGAGGUAGUAAAUAUAUUGGAGCUGAUCAGAUGCCCUUCAGAAGGACAAGAAGAGUUGGGAUGAAUGUGAAACCAUAAUUAAAAAUUAAAGAGUUAAGGAUUUACUAUGGGUUAUCCGGCGAAGAGGAAUCCGGUUUGUUCAAUUGAUCAAAGAGGAUAAACUUCAUUGUUGGAAGUUCUUUCCUUUUAUUUAUCUUGUAUUGGUUGGUUCUUCUCUUGUUUAUUUUCAGUUUAUGCUUGUAGUUUCUUCUCAAUGUUACAGUUAAGUUACCGGAUUCCUUUUCACCGGCUAUAUUAUUGCUACUUAUCUUCAUCUUC